AGAGGUGGGUAGGUUGAGUGUCUUUUAAGAAAGAAAGAGAAAAAAGAAAGAAAGAAGGAAAUACAUAAAGUAAGAUAAUUGCCAAAAAGUGUUGCACACCUUCUGAGGAUUGUUCUGUUGAGCUUCAGCUUUCCAAGAGAACGUGUUGGAUGUGGACUCAAACUGCCGGUGCCACUGAUGCCUGAUGUCAGUGUGGUUUCCUGAAGGGAUUUACACAGAAGACAAAAGUCAUACUUCCCUGGAGACGGCUACAAGUAUGAGGUGAUUCCUGCAGAAGAAUUUGUUGAAGAUUGUUGUGGUAGACUGAGAUUUACUUGAAUAUUAAUGCAAAGCUUCAGAAUACUCCUUGGAUUAGAUGACUUUGGGAGAAUAGAACAGAAAACUCCACUGUACUCCUCCAGAAUAGAUUUAAAGAUUUCUAGUUAUUCUACAGAUUUAAGAUUUUAAAUCAUUUUAACAUUUGACACCACUUUUGGACAACUUAUUGUUAUUUAAUGCACUGCUGAAUAUCUGUAGCCAAUAUUCUAAAGAUACAAUCACCCAUACCAUCAAUAUAACCUUCUACUGAAUCACAAGUCAUCUUAAUCCAGAGGGAGAGGAAGAAUCUCAGUUCCCUUUCAGCGACCUUCAUUUAUCAGCAAAUAGCUUGAAGUCUUCGUAAAGAGAUGGCACAGAAAGAAGGAGCAACAGAGCAGGGCCGUGUGAAAGUAGGGGACAGUCUCGGGGCCAAAGCCAUGGCCGGCGCCCCUACAGCUGGCGGAGGAGUCGUGGUGGAGGUCAGGGAGAAGAAGGGACCACUGCGGGCUGCAAUACCCACAAUGCCUUUCCCUCUAGCGGUCAUCUGUCUGUUCCUGAACACCUUCAUACCUGGACUAGGAACCUUCAUCUCAGCCUUCACGGUGCUUUGUGGCGCUCGCAGCGAGCUGGUCUCAGAACGAGGCGUGUGCUGCGUGUUCUGGCUCAACGUGGCGGCGGCCCUUAUCCAGAUACUGACGGCUGUCAUCAUGGUCGGAUGGAUCAUGAGCAUCUUCUGGGGAAUGGACAUGGUCAUCCUGGCAAUUUCUGAUGGCUGCAGAGACCAGGGUCUUCCCCAGGACGUGUGAGAGACAUCGCUCUUGUCGUCACCUGAUGGAUCACGCGGACGGUUUGACCACUGUAACAUCCCUGUCGUCUUUUGACGACCUGUAGCUGACAGCAGAGCGGAUGGGGCAGAGACCUGAUGAGAAUGAUUCAGUCGUAAAGUGAAUCAAGUGUUUGUGAGAUUAUUUGAUCGGCGGCUGUCAAUUCGGUCAACACCAGGCCACGUUUAGAUUUAUCGGACGGAAAGAAGAGACUUACAGUCAGGAAAAGAAAAACGUCUUUGUAAUAUAUUGAGUAAUUAAAGCAGUGAGUCAAAUUCUGUCUUUUGAUAUUUUUUAUCUAACCCAAACAUAAAUCUGUAAGA
Paralichthys olivaceus (Japanese flounder) is the source of this 1444-nucleotide messenger RNA. The record is from RefSeq and is a predicted model, not a curated record. NCBI's taxonomy places the organism in Eukaryota, Metazoa, Chordata, Actinopteri, Pleuronectiformes, Paralichthyidae.